Arachis stenosperma is the source of this 1980-nucleotide messenger RNA. RefSeq names its product pentatricopeptide repeat-containing protein At1g07740, mitochondrial. The coding region runs from base 135 to 1496 and encodes 453 amino acids. NCBI's taxonomy places the organism in Eukaryota, Viridiplantae, Streptophyta, Magnoliopsida, Fabales, Fabaceae. The record is from RefSeq and is a predicted model, not a curated record. Gene Ontology annotation, molecular function: protein binding. The transcript has a single exon.
UUAAUUCACAAGUGAUUCAUUAAACGAUUUUUUUUUUUUUUUUUAACUUCACCAACUUCGAAGUUUUUGUAGAUGCAAAGACCAGUCGCCAUUUCCAUUCGUUGCUGCUUGUCUCAGCAGUUUCCAUUGCAUGAAUGAUCUUCCGAGCAGCAAAAACGAUUAAUCGAAACCCAACAACUCGAUUUCUCCAUCACCAUGUAAACAACCUUCAAUCCAAAACCUCUUCUUCAAAUCUUCACAAACCCAAACGCAAAAAGGUUAUUCCUUUUGUCGCCGAACUCAAACAAGUUCAAGACCCAAAACAAGCCCUCUCUUUAUUUAAUGAUUACAAGGAACGCAGUUUCAAGCACCAUUACCCUUCCUACGCCGCACUCCUCUACAAGCUCGCACGUUCUAGAAGCUUCCAUGACGUCGAAACCGUUCUCGAUCACAUGCAACGCACAAACAUACAAUGCAGAGAGAGCCUCUUCGUUGCGCUCUUUCAACACUACGGAAAAUCGAAGCUUCCGGACAAAGCUACUGAGCUUUUUGAUCGAAUGCCCAAGUUUAAUUGUGCCCGAACGUUGCAGUCUUUCAACGCGAUUCUUAAUGUUCUGGUUGACAGCGACCGGUUCGACGAGGCCAAUGAUGUUUUCUUGAGGUCACGUGACAUGGGGUUUCGUCCAAACACGGUUUCGUUCAAUGUUAUGAUAAAGGGGUGGUUGGAAAAAGGUGAGUUUGGGAAAGCCUGUGAUGUGUUUGAUGAAAUGCUUCAGAGGAAGGUGCAGCCAAGUGUUGUGACUUACAAUAGCUUGAUUGGGUUUUUGUGUAGAAAGGGUGAUUUGGACAAUGCCAUGGCUUUGCUUGAGGACAUGAACAAGAAAAAGAAGUAUGCUAAUGCAGUGACUUAUGCGCUUUUGAUGGAAGGGUUGUGCUCUUUGGAGAAGUUUGAUGAAGCCAAGAAGCUGUUGUUUGACAUGGCGUAUCGUGGGUGUAAGCCUAGGCUGGUUAAUUUCUCUGUUCUGAUGAAUGAUUUGGGGAGGAGAGGGAGGAUUGAGGAGGCAAAGUCUGUGCUUCAUGAGAUGAAGAAGAGGAGGAUUAAGCCGGAUGUUGUGACAUAUAAUAUACUGAUAAAUUAUCUUUGCAAGGAAGGUAGGACAGCAGAGGCUUAUAAGAUGUUGGUUGAGAUGCAGAUAGGUGGUUGCGAGCCGAAUGCUGCGACAUACAGGAUGAUGGUGGACAGUUUGUGCAGGGUUGGAGAUUUUGAGUUGGGUUUGAGUAUUUUGAAUGCAAUGCUGGUCAGUGGACAUUGUCCACGUCCUGAAACUUUUUGUUGUUUGGUUGUUGGGCUGUUAAGCUCUGGGAAUGUUGAUGGUGCUUGCUUUGUUUUAGAAGAGAUGGAGAAGAGAAGGGUAGAACCUGACAUGGAGAGCUGGGAAACUAUUGUAAAGAGUUCUUGUAGCGAGGAUAAGAGUGUAACUGAGCUUAUCACUGAACUUGCAUCACUGUCCACCUAAUGCAGUAAGUGGGGAAGACAUUGACUAGAUCUUGUGUGUGAUCUUUGUUUCUGUUCCGAUUUGGUGGAUUGUCCCAGCAAAAAAGGUUCCAAGGUAGCAAUGAAAAGUUUCAUCACAGUGUGAACCAAUAAUUUGAAGUGGGUGGAUAUAUGUUGUUUUCUUAUCUUAACAGAUGAGUAAUAUUUUCCAGUUAAGAUUAAUGCAGAGACUUGGGAGGUUGUAGUUGCUGAUAUGCUGUCUGAAACAACCUAUUAGUUGGCUUUGAAAGUGUUGAGAAUUUUGUGGAAUUGCUACCAACUGCAGCAAAAAGCUCAUGAACCAACUCAACUAGAAAUUGUUUAGAAUGAAAAAUAAUCAGCCAUUUUAAGGGUUACUUUUUGUGUUCGAAAGAUGCUGAGAAAUUGAUAAUCGUGUAUUACUGUUGAAAAAUAAUAAAAUAGAUAACCUGUGUAAGGAAAAUUGUUCUUGGAAAAAAAUAAUUUGA